This is a messenger RNA of Zalophus californianus (California sea lion), 6777 nucleotides long. RefSeq names its product unc-5 netrin receptor B (gene UNC5B). Gene Ontology annotation, molecular function: netrin receptor activity; protein binding. Bases 441 to 3278 code for a protein of 945 amino acids. Gene Ontology annotation, cellular component: membrane. Gene Ontology annotation, biological process: netrin-activated signaling pathway; anterior/posterior axon guidance. NCBI's taxonomy places the organism in Eukaryota, Metazoa, Chordata, Mammalia, Carnivora, Otariidae. The record is from RefSeq and is a predicted model, not a curated record. The transcript is spliced from 17 exons.
UUGUGGCAGGCGGCGGGGGCCGGCGAGGGCGCCGGGGCCGCGGGCAGCGGCGGGGCGCAGAGAGGCGCGCGCGGGGGUUCUGACGGCGCGGGGCCAGCCGCUGCGAGGGCCGCUGAGGGCACUCACCUUCCGUCGCGUAACUUCGAAGCCAGGGCGUGGGAGCCCGGAGAGCGCUCGGAGCCCCAGAGCCUGAGGAGCGCAGAGAGGGGCGCGCCGGAGCCUGGUUGGAGAGCGGGCUCUGGGCACCCACUGCGCUCCGAGCGCCAGGCAGCCCUCUGCGCAGCGUGGCUGCCGCUGCCCCCACGGAGGGCACGGGCUGGCGCGGCCGGGCGCCGGGGAGGACGGCGAGGAGGAGGCGGCGGCGGCGGAGACGGCGGCGGCGAGGCUGGGGCCAGGGAGAGAGCCCCGGGGGAGAGGCGCCCGAGCCUGGCCGCGGGAGCAUGUGGGCCCGGAGCGGAGCGCGGGGCGCGCUGCUGCUGGCGCUGCUGCUCUGCUGGGACCCAAGGCUGAGCCAAGCAGGCACGGAUUCUGGCAGCGAGGUGCUCCCCGACUCCUUCCCGUCGGCGCCGGGUGAGCCCCUGCCCCACUUCCUGCAGGAGCCCCAGGACGCCUACAUCGUGAAGAACAAGGCUGUGGAGCUGCGCUGCCGCGCCUUCCCCGCCACGCAGAUCUACUUCAAGUGCAACGGCGAGUGGGUCAGCCAGAAUGACCACGUCACGCAGGAGGGCCUGGAUGAGGCCACGGGCCUGCGGGUACGGGAGGUCCAGAUCGAGGUGUCCCGGCAGCAGGUGGAGGAGCUGUUCGGGCUGGAGGAUUACUGGUGCCAGUGCGUGGCCUGGAGCUCCGCCGGCACCACCAAGAGUCGCCGGGCCUAUGUCCGCAUCGCAUACCUGCGUAAGAACUUCGAUCAGGAGCCUCUGGGCAAGGAAGUGCCCCUGGACCAGGAGGUUCUCCUGCAGUGCCGCCCACCAGAGGGGGUGCCUGUGGCUGAGGUGGAGUGGCUAAAGAAUGAGGACGUCCUCGACCCCACCCAGGACACCAACUUCCUGCUCACCAUCGACCACAACCUCAUCAUCCGCCAGGCCCGCCUGUCGGACACGGCCAACUACACCUGUGUGGCCAAGAACAUUGUAGCCAAGCGCCGCAGCACCACCGCGACCAUCACCGUCUACGUGAACGGUGGCUGGUCCAGCUGGGCAGAGUGGUCGCCCUGCUCCAACCGCUGUGGCCGUGGCUGGCAGAAGCGCACGCGGACCUGCACCAACCCGGCCCCGCUCAAUGGAGGCGCCUUCUGUGAGGGCCAGGCCUUCCAAAAGACCGCCUGCACCACCGUGUGCCCAGUCGACGGAGCGUGGACGGAGUGGAGCAAGUGGUCGGCCUGCAGCACCGAGUGUGCCCACUGGCGCAGCCGCGAGUGCAUGGCGCCCCCGCCCCAGAACGGAGGCCGAGACUGCAGCGGGACCCUGCUCGACUCCAAGAACUGCACGGACGGGCUGUGCGUGCAGAAUAAGAAAACUCUAAGUGACCCUAAAAGCCACCUGCUGGAGGCCUCGGGGGACGUGGCGCUGUACGCAGGCCUCGUGGUGUCCGCCUUCGUGGUCGUGGGCGUCCUCAUGGUGGUGGGGGUGGUGGUGUACCGCCGUAACUGCCGGGACUUCGACACCGACAUCACUGACUCGUCCGCCGCACUCACUGGCGGCUUCCACCCCGUCAACUUCAAGACUGCGAGGCCCAACAAUCCCCAGCUCCUGCACCCGUCGGCACCCCCGGACCUCACGGCCAGUGCUGGCAUCUACCGCGGGCCCGUGUAUGCCCUGCAGGACUCAGCCGACAAGAUCCCCAUGACCAACUCACCCCUGCUGGACCCCCUGCCCAGUCUCAAGAUCAAGGUCUACAAUUCCAGCACCACCGGCUCUGGGCCGGGCCUGCCCGAUGGGGCCGACCUGCUGGGGGUCCUGCCGCCCGGCACAUACUCUGGCGAUCUCACCCGGGAUGCCCACUUCCUGCACCUGCGCAGUGCUAGCCUCGGCCCCCAGCAGCUCCUGGGCCUGCCCCGUGACCCGGGGAGCAGCGUCAGCGGCACUUUCGGCUGCCUGGGUGGGAGGCUCAGCAUCCCGGGCACAGGGGUCAGCCUGCUGGUGCCCAAUGGAGCCAUCCCGCAGGGCAAGUUCUAUGAGAUGUACCUCCUUAUCAACAAGGCAGAGAACACCCUCCCGCUUUCAGAAGGAACCCAGACAGUAUUGAGCCCCUCGGUGACCUGUGGGCCCACGGGCCUCCUGCUGUGCCGCCCCGUCAUCCUCACGGUACCCCACUGUGCUGAAGUCAGCGCCGGUGACUGGAUCUUCCAGCUCAAAACCCAGGCCCACCAGGGCCACUGGGAGGAGGUGGUGACUCUGGACGAGGAGACCCUGAACACCCCCUGCUACUGCCAGCUGGAGGCCAGGUCCUGCCACAUCCUGUUGGACCAGCUGGGCACCUACGUGUUCACGGGUGAGUCCUACUCCCGCUCGGCUGUCAAGCGGCUCCAGCUGGCCAUCUUCGUCCCCGCCCUCUGCACCUCCCUGGAGUACAGCCUCAGGGUCUACUGCCUGGAGGACACACCCGCGGCCCUGAAGGAGGUGCUGGAGCUGGAGCGGACGCUGGGUGGCUAUCUAGUGGAGGAGCCCAAACCCCUGCUGUUUAAAGACAGUUACCACAACCUGCGCCUCUCUCUGCACGACAUCCCCCAUGCCCACUGGAGAAGCAAGCUGCUGGCCAAGUACCAGGAGAUCCCCUUCUGUCACAUCUGGAGUGGCAGCCAGAAGGCUCUGCACUGCACCUUCACCCUGGAGAGGCACAGCCUGGCCUCCACAGAGCUCACCUGCAAGAUCUGUGUGCGGCAGGUGGAAGGGGAAGGCCAGAUCUUCCAGCUGCACGCCACGCUGGCAGAGACGCCUGCCAGCUCCCUGGACGCCUUCUGCUCUGCCCCUGGCAGCACGGUCACCACCCAGCUGGGGCCCUAUGCCUUCAAGAUUCCACUGUCCAUCCGCCAAAAGAUAUGCAACAGCCUGGACGCCCCCAACUCGCGGGGCAAUGACUGGCGGCUCUUGGCGCAGAAGCUCUCCAUGGACCGGUACCUGAACUACUUUGCCACCAAAGCAAGCCCCACGGGUGUGAUCCUGGACCUCUGGGAAGCUCUGCAGCAGGACGACGGGGACCUCAACAGCCUGGCGAGUGCCUUGGAGGAGAUGGGCAAGAGUGAGAUGCUGGUGGCCAUGGCCACUGACGGGGACUGCUGAGCGGCCCCGGAACCAUGGGCUGGGAGGGCGGGCAGGAGGCGGGCACAGGGAGGCUCGGGCAGCCUCAUGAGAGGCGGGGCGGCCUAUGCUGUCCCCCAGCUCACAGCCGGAGUCACCCUCUCCUCCUCCCCUCGCCCCACUCCAGACCACGACCAGCCUUAGCAAAUCCAUGUAGUCCGUUGUCCAGAGGACCCAGUGCUCCUUCUCUGCCCUUGGCUGUCUCUCCUGCCAGCAGAUCUCUGCGGGGAACCCCCACGAGGUCUCCGGAGGCAGCCCAGGGGGCCAGGAGGGCCCCCCCCCGACUCCUUCCACACCACCUGCUACUGCCGCCCCGGGAGCUCUGGGUUACGUUUGUCUAAGUUUCGUCCUUCAGUUUCUCCCUCAGUUCCUGGUUUCUCCCCUGCCGCGAGCCCCUUUCUCCUUUCACACCAUUUUCCUCUUUGAAGAGUCAAGUACAAUUCACACAAACUGCUUUCUCCUGGCCAAAGCAAAAAGGAAAAGUAAAGGAAGAAAGAAACUUCAGACCGCCAGUCAGGCUCCAAGAAGAAAAAGAGCAACACCAAAACCACAAGGGAAAAGAAAAACCCAGUUUCUUAGGAAACGCACAUGAUUUAUUAUCCAGAUAUUUGGAUAAGUCCUUUUUAAGAAAAAAAAAAUGAAAAUGAAAAACAACACAAAAAAAAUAGAAAACUCUUUUCUUGAGUGUGGAUGAGUAUGGGCUUGCUCAUGGCUCUGGCCAGGAGUGAGCAUGUGUGCAUGUGUGCCCGUGUGUGAGAGAGAGAUUAUCAGGGAGAGAGAGACAGAACACCUUGCUGCUAAGGAUUCUGUCUUAGACUAACUCCUACAAGGCCUCAGUUUCCCCAGUUGUACAGGGUCAAAUGGGGUUUUAGCCAUGGUACCGUAUUUCCCUCUAAAAUCGUAAGCAGAUGCUGAAUCUAUAGAGCCAAGGAGCCCUGAGGUCUGGAGUGGGGUGGGGUCCUCCCGCCCACCCGCCUCCCCAGGCAGAUGCCGCACAGCCUCCCUGGGCUCCUGGGGAGUCCGGAUUAAGAGGCCUUGGGGUAGAAAGUGUGGGCAGGCCGGGCCAGCUGUGAGCCAGGGACGAUGUUUCCAGUGUCCCAGUCUGGUGGCUCCUGGAGAAGGGGGUGGGGCCCAAGCAGAGAAAGAAGUGGGGCGGAGGGAGAUAGAGUCUCCUAUGGACGUUUCUCUCCUUCACCCCGGGAUGGGACCAGCCAGGUCAUCCCUCCACCUAGCAGCUCGUAGACUAGGUGGGCUGCAGCAUAUUGGCAUUCUGUUAAUGCCCAGGAAUCCAGAAACUGGUCUUCCCCAGCCUCAGUUGGCUGGGGAAGUUCAUCUAUAAAACAGAAGGGAUGGAUAAGAGGGCCUCUAACUGCAGAAGCCUGAGCUUCUGGGCCUCGGUGUGGCUUUGAAGAACGUGUCAGCAGUCAGCCUUGCAGUCCGGGAGGUGGGUGCCUGGCUGGGCUCUACAUGCCUUCCCCCGCCCCGUACUGGAGGAGGACCUGGGGAGGGCUGUUUUCCCAGCUCUGACCUCCACCGGCACCUCCCUCAGCCCGGUUCUCAGCCUCCCUCUGCAGUCUGGGAGGUCUUGAAGGGAGCUUUGAACAGGCAGGGCUGCCAGAGUGGAGGGGCCAGGACCCCCUUGCCAGCCUGCUCCAGGACGCUCCAAGGGGCCAUCAAAUCAAGGUCCCUUUUUGACUGGCUGACAAGGGCUGGGACCUGGCUCUUACAACUGGCACAGAGGCCUCUCUCUCCUCCUUUGCACCCAGGGCAAAGUCUGUGCCAGCUCCCCCCGCCCCGACAGCUCUGGGCAGGCUCUGACCCCAGGGCUUGCCCCAGCAGGUCCAUGAGCAGCUGCUGGGACCAGCCUGGGCAUAUCCUGGCCUUUGAAAGCCUGGUCUCCUGGGAGGAAAGCAGGUUUGGGAGCUCCAGUCCCAGGCGGUGUCCCCAACCUACCCCUCCCUGCCAUGGACUCUGGGGCUUAUGGGGGUUCUCACCACCUACCGACCCCCCUGGGGGGUAGGUUAGCCGCAGGCAGACAGAGGCCUGCUCGGUUUGAGAGAGGAUUUCUUCUAUCAGGGCUGCUGAAGGGGCUAGGCCUGCAUUCGGGGUGGGGCAGCAACAGCUCUUGACCCCAGCGCCUGUGUGGUGUUGCCUCAAAGGCAGCGAGACUUCCCUGCCCAGGGUGCCCAUCCGCUGGGGGCUCCAAGUCCCCGAGGCCUCCUAGCCUGAGCCACGGAGGCCUGUGUGGCAGCAUGGCCUUGACGGCAGCCUAACCAGUGCCACAGAGGCUUUCCCGGUGCCCUUCCCAUCCGUCUCUAAAAGGCCCCCGGGCAGCCUGGAGUCCAAAGACCAGCGCUCAAGCUCCAGCUGUGCCAUUAAACUGCUGUGUGGCCUCAGGCACAGGACUGCCCUCUCUGGGCCUCAUCUUUUCAUACCCGCAGCUGUCUGACUCCCUUUGGGUUCUGACACAUGGUCGUUCUAGGGUCCUAGUGGGAACCCUAGUGGGGGGAGGUUGGCCGCGGUCUGCCAUGCCCCUCCUUCCCACCCUGCCUGCCCAGCACCCAGGAUGGGAGCUUUUGCUGGAUGAGGCCAGGCCAGCCACCCAUGUGCCAUUUCUCAGUUGAUAUCCAAAAAGUGUGUACCAGGGCCUGGAGCACAGACCCAAUUGGCUGGAGCCUCCUGGGAGGGUUCAAACUGUCCAGCUUUAUAAGAAACGCCUGGAAAAGUUUAGCUGGCUCCAUCCAUCAGUCCUCUGCUGAGGCUGCCGUGGCUGCAGCCCCACACCGCCCACCUUAGGGUAGCAUCAGGAUUUCUCCUCUUACUCAGGCCUAAGCGGCUGCCGCACAUGACCCAUGUGCCCCAUGAGAGGCAGAUCAGGGGCCCCCGAGGGGCUUGCAGGGGCCUUGAGUGGGUGUUUGUGUCUCUCUCAUCGCUGGGAUGUGCUUGCACGUGCAUGUGUGUGUGCGUGCUCCGGAUGUGCGUGCUUUUGUCUGCAGGCACAUCAGGUUGCCCGCGCCCCCCCCCCCCGGAACAUGUCCCCACCCGGAUGUGCGUGUGUGACCUCCCUGAGUCCACAGGGUCAGUCAGUGUAUCUUCUACGUGCCUCUCCUCUGCCUUCUCUCGCAGAGACCAGGGGUCCUCCUAAGGGUGUGGGGGUCUCUCCAUCUCCUGGAAGACCUAGGACCCUCUGGUCCCCUUCUCCCAGCAACCAGGCAGCUGGGCCAGGUCCCUUAGUACACCUUCGGAGGGAAGGUGACCGGGAGUUUGGGUGCAGGGAGCAGCUCUGCUGGGGGCAAAGGGCUGGCCCCCCUGCCUGGGCCGUGGACAUAGUUAUGUGUCCCGGGGAUGUAGGGCUGCGGGGAUGGCCCGAUCCCACUGCUGUUUAUUCUGUAAACUUCAACCUGUACAUAACGUUUAGCAUUCCUAUUGUAACAAAAUUAAUUUUUACAAAAUAAAUUAUAUUUCCUAGUCUAAUAAAAAA